GUCGGAUCGUAACAGCACUCUGCUCUAAACACCGCAAAAAUUUCGAGCCGUCAUUCUUUAAGAUGUCGGCCGUCAACGCAAGAAUACAAGGUAUAGAAGACACAUUCAAGAAGCUCCUAGAUGUCGUGGAUAAGCAUGGGUCACCCGGCAGGCGCCGGUCCCCCAAAUCGCGCAAGCCAAGCCAACCGCCUUGGAAGACGAUCCGGUCCAUCAUUGAUAAGUUGGCGCAAGAUAUUCAGAGUGUUAAAGAAAUGGUUGAAGGCUCCGGUAACAACACGGGGCACGACCGGAGCACGGAAGCUGAUGACGGAAACGCCACUCCGAAAAAUCCAUUACAGACCUUAGAUCAACCACCACAUAAGAGACAGCAAAUUGGCCGAAACUCUUCAGAGACCGCGGAAUGCACACAAAAGGAUGGACCUAUUUCUGUAGAUUCCAGCGCGAGGCCAGACCAUCCGGCGACACCAACGCCGCUGCUCCGUGGGUUGAACGUGGACGAGAAUCGCGCUCCAUCAACUUCUAUUCCUGAUCCACCUUGCACCGCCCCAACCACUGUACCGACCACAGUUCCUACUAGCAUGGAAAGCCCACAAGUCAAAGAAAAUACUGCAGUGGGCGUGACUAGACCACACCGUUCGAGCCACGCUAUCAUGUCGACAAUGUCUCAGUCCGACACUUCGGCACAGAGCGUCUCUGGAAUUCCUCGAAAUCCCAACAUCACCAUCUCUUAUCGGGUGGAGCAGGGCGUCGUCGUUCUAGUGCCCAUGAACAUGGAGCAGUGUCGCGAUAUGCCGUUUCUUUUCUCUCAGGCCGAG
This is a messenger RNA of Exophiala oligosperma, 815 nucleotides long. RefSeq lists its product as uncharacterized. The annotation marks the transcript as partial. Lineage: Eukaryota; Fungi; Ascomycota; Eurotiomycetes; Chaetothyriales; Herpotrichiellaceae. The record is from RefSeq and is a predicted model, not a curated record. The transcript has a single exon.